GUCAAAGUCGCAGUCGCAGUGUCGCAAUGUGAGCGAAACGCGUCUCUCAAUUAACUCUUCCAAUCAACACGAAACUUUAGCGAAAGUUUACGAGAAAGUUUGCUAAGUUAUUUUCGCACGGCAAUUCAUGUGCUAAUAGUGACAUUACGCAUACGACGUGUGUUUGUGUGUGUCAACAUAUUGUGUGUGUGUUUGUGAAGUCCAAGCAUUGACUGUGAAAUGAAAUAAAAUCACACAGAACAGCGGCAAAGAAUAAUUGCAACAAGCUGCAGUUGCAACAACUGUGAGCAUAUUGUUAACGUCUGUUUGCCUUUUCUGCCACACUUAAUGGCUUUGACAUUGACAACUUACUAGUCCCAUUGCGGCCUCGACCACGUUCACGUUCAUGUCCUCGCUGUCGUCCUCGUCCUCGUCGUCGUCGCCCUCGUUCUAGUUCCUGUGUAAAUAUUCAUUUUUCUAGCUUGGGCACGCAGGUGCAAAAGUUGUUGCCUGCUUUUAGCAUAAUUAAGCCAAACCCCAGCAAACAUAUUUUUUCGGGGUCCGCGGACGCAAAACUGCUGCAAACUCUCAAGUUGCAUGCCCCGUCAGUGCGUCAGUGAAAGUUUUGUGAAAGUUAAAGCUGCGUCUUAAAGUCCCUCACUCCAGCCAGGACGGCAUUUUUAGAGUGAGCUGUGGGCGUAGUCAGCAGUCAGGAUGCUGCCAAGUGACAGAAGCUCCAAACAACCAGCUUCAAACGCCACUCAUUCAACAGCAGCCUAAAGAGCGAGCAAUGUCCAGGCAGCCGACAUGUCCAUAUCGGAAAGGAAUACGCCCAGCCAUGGGGCACCCAGCAGCAUGGCAACGCCCUCGCAUCGUCGGCCACCGGACGUUGAGGAGGCGCUCUCCUCAAUGCUCUGGACGCCCUAUGAGCGCACCACGCCCACGGCCAGCUCCUCGGAUGAGGACGAUGACGAUGAGCGGCUCAAUCGUAAGUUGCGCAAAUCGCAAAGCAACUACGAGACCAGCCGGAGCACUGCCCUAAGUCAGCUUUUGCCACCACUUCCAUUGGAAACACCGCCAGCAUCUGCGGCUGCAUCAGCAUCAGCAGUAGUAGCAUCAGCUCUUCCCGUGCCUUUUCCCAAUUUUAGUUUAAGCGGCGGAUGCGCCUUCGAGGCAGCCAAGACGAGUCGAGCUGGCGGCCAUCGGAAUCGCUACUCGUAUCCAUCCUACUACGGCAGUCCGGCGCACACACUCACCCAAUGGUGUUCCUCGGCGGCCACGGCCAUCAAGGAGCCGCCCUCGUAUGAAUCCCUCUACGAGGCCAGCGUCUCCAGUGUGGGCGCGGCCAGGGCGAGCUUGGCUCGCGUCCAGCCGAACAAUUUACAAUGUGAUAGAUCGCAACGAUCCCGAGCAGCAGCAGCAGCAGCAACCACUACAACUGAAAAAGAUGAUGACGAUGAUGAUAAGGAUGACGAUAAGGAUGAUGUUGAUCAACUAACGGCAAAUGUUCCCGCUGAGCGUUUGGUGCGCUCCUUCACCGAUGACUACAUAUCGCAGAACUGCGCAUUAUACAAUCCAGCAAUAAACGACACACAAAAAGUAACGGCAACAACACAAAGGCCAACAACGACGAAUGCAAGAUCACAACAAAGUGCAGAAAAUCAAAGCGACAGCCGAGCGAAUUGCAUUAUCAAUGAAAACAGCGACAACAAUGUUGACGAUGAACAAGAAAUUGCAACAACUACAACAACAACUGUAAACGAGGAAACAGGCGCUGCCUCGGUUGCCGUCUCUGCUGCUGCAGCUGCAGUGCAGGUCAAUCAACCUGUUUCCUGUGCUGCAGUCAAAGCAACAGCAGCGCUCAAUCGCACUCUCAGUCUCAGUCAAAGCCUCAGUCGCAGUCGCAGUCGCAGCCGCAGUCGCAGUCACUGUGUCAGCGACAAUGAGCAGGCAGGCAGCACAACAACAGCUGCUGAGAGUGGAAACAUAACAGCGAAUGAGAGAGCAAGCACAACAGCAACUGAGAGAGCAAGCACAACAGCAGCUGAGAGAGUGACGCUGUUGGCCAGCGCUGGUAAGCGGUGCUCAACAGCGAUCAGUCUCUCGAGUUCGUUCGGCGCGUGCACAACAGAUGCGUACAACACCGGCAGCAACGGCAGUUAUUGCAAUUACAACAACACAUUAUCUUCGUGGUUGUCGCGGGGGCGCUACAACAGCAACAGCAAUACGUCGAGCAGUGUCAGCGCCAACGCCAGCGACAACGCUAGCAGCAGCGACGCGCUGCGGCCCAACAAAUGUUUGGCAGAACUCGAACGUUUGUAUGCCGAAUUUCGCGCGAGUGAAAGUCUCUUUGAGCAUCGCUUGAGUCAGUCGCAAAUUGAUAGCGAUAACGAUAACGAUAGCGAUAUCGAUAUCGAAACGACGAUGCGUUUGAAUGUGGCUGCUGAGUUGCCGACUGCAACGGCAACGGCAGCAACACAAACUGCAAAUGGCAACAGCAGCGUGUUUCUAAAAGCCAGCGACUGCAAUGACAGUGACAACAACAAUCAGGCCAAAAUAGCAGUUAGCAGCAUUGCAAUAACGCCCGCAGCAACAAAGUCCUGUCAAAGGCAGCCAAGUCUAACGAUACAAGUGAACAACGGCAACAACAACGGCAACAACAACGGCAGCAAUUGUGUCGCGUCGCCCACAAGCACAACAGUUGCGACAGCAACGCAAGAGCCAAGUAUUCUCAACAAUAACGGCGUUUGUGUUGUAAACUGUAAUUACAGCAACAACAACAGCAGCAACAACAACAGCAGCAUUGUUGCUAUUAAUAAUUGUGCGCCAGCGUCGAAAGUGUUUAGUGCAAGUGUCCAAAAUAAGCUCAAUAAUAAUGCCCAUGUGGAUGUGCAACAUGUUGCUGCCACCGACAGUGGCAGUGGCAACAGUGUCAGUGUCAGCGCCAGUGCAAAUUCAAAUUCGAAUUCGAGUAAUCUAAAUAAUAAUAAUAAUAAUGGUAAUGCCAAUGCAAAUGCAAAUGCUAAUACCAAUGGCAAUGAUAAGAGCAAUGUGAAUGUGAAUGUGUCCAGUGCUAAUAACAGUGUCAAAGUAAUCAAUGUUAAUGCAACGCCUCCACGCACUUUCACCUCAACCGAAUGCCAAACCGAUGAUCUUACUAACAACAACAACAACAACAACGAUGACAGCAGCAACAUCAACAACAACAACAACAGCAAUUCCCCCCAGCAACAGCAACAAUUGCAGCAGCAACAGCUGCGCACACGCGAGCAACGUCGUCGGGAGCGUCGCGAGCGGCGGCAGCAGCAACAACAGCAACAACAACAGCAGCAAUUGGCACCGCAGCAUCCGCGACGAUUGCAUGUGGAGCGCCAUUCGCCGCCGUUGCAUCCACCACCUCCCCACUUGCAUCAUCCGCAUCCCCAUCCACAUCCACAUGCACAUCAGCAUCCCCAUCCGCAUCCGCAUCCCCAUCCCCAUCCGGCAGCAUUGGGAUUGGCGCGUGCUCUGUUGCCCGACAUCCUGCACAGCCAUUAUCCGCCGCCGUACAGCGCGUUGCCGGGUGGGGGGCCACCCCCGUUGCCACCCCCGCCGCAGGUGGCUGCCCCGCUGCCACCGCCGCCUCCGCCACAAGCGCCAGUGCCAAUGCUAACGCCAGUGAUAUCGACGGUUCCGCUGCCGGGCGCCGCUCCGCUGAUGAGUGAUGGACGCUUCACGUUGCCGCUGCCCAUCAUGCGCAGAUCCCCCUCGGAGCGUUCCGGAAAAGGCUGUUGUGGCCAAUGGUUUGCUGGACCGCCGCUGCGCGCCCUCAUUGCUGUUGUCGCACUGGGGGGCGUGGCCUGUGCCCUUGGUGGCGCAGCGUUGGGCGCCACAGGUUUGGCUGGACCCCCAAAUUCGCAUCUGACGGCGGCCCUUUUGAUGAUUGGCGUUGGCGUUGUGCUGGUCACUGUGAGCGGUGCAGCUUGGCGGAUGACAGCACCCGGUGGCCAGAGCUGCCUCGGACUCGGCACCAGCGUCGAUUUGGCCCGCUGCGGACGUCGACCUUGCACCCGAGGCGGCGGUGCACCGCACGGCCUGCUCUAUCCGGAGUUCCAGCAUCGCCCACCGCCUCCCUCCUACCAGGCCAGCAUGCAGGAGUAUCGUCUGAGACUUUUGCUUUUGGACCGCGAUCGUCAGAAUGGAGUUGUGCGUGGCAACUCGCCACCGCCCACAUAUCGAUCUCAUGCCGGCAGCCUGCUGAGGGCACCGUUGACCACGUUGCGGUCCGGAAUUGGCAAUGGCGGUGGCACCAUCAGCAGCAGCAUGGGCGGCUCAGAGUAUAGUCUGCCACCUAGUUAUCGGUCUCGCAAUGCCACGCCCGCCUCUCUCACGCUAAGCAGUGAACGGACCAUAGAGACGGCACCUUCGGGCCGACUGCUGGCCAACGAGGACUUGCCGGAGCCAUCCGCCGUGGCGGAGCAAUUGCCCGACUACAGUGCGCUGCAGUCGAAUACAUUGCUCACCUCGGCCAUUGUCGAAAUCGAGUCGAGGAAUCGCAGCCAAAGCCAGGAAAGCCAGCAGAGCCAGCAAAGCGCAGCCAAAAGUCCAACGACAACAACAACAACAACCACGACAAAGGCCAAAGACCUGGUGACUAUUGUGACGAUAUCGCAGGCCAACAGCGAAAAUGUGCAGUCAGGUGGAAGGACGCAGGCUCAAUUACCUGGGCAGGCCAGCAGUGCACUCGAUCAAAUCGAUAUAUUGGCCCAUUUGUAGCCCUGCUGUGUGCUUCGAGAAACCCGAAGCUGAAAUCAAGUGGAAAACAUGGCACACAAUGUGAAAAUUCUCUCAGCAGUUUUCCAGUGUCCAUUUUUCUUCUGCAUUUCGAAUAUCAUUUUUUUUUGAUUGUUUGUUUGUUACUCUUAAAAACACACUCGUUAACCCAAAGGUAUUUAUUUGUACGAUACGAAAAACUAAAAAAAACUCUGCUCCUAAUUGAACAUAUAUAUAGUAUAUAUACUUACAAAAUAUAUCUAGAUAUAAAAUUCUGUAUCUAUUAAUAAGCGGCAUUUAGAUAGUAAGAUAUGUUUGUUGUACUUGAAUGUGUUGAAUUUAUUUUUGUAAGCAUAAGAAAUGCGCUACGUAUCUAUACUACGAACUAUCAUUAACAUACGAGUAUUAAAAUAUUCCAAAAACCAAAAAAAAAAAAAAA
Drosophila nasuta is the source of this 5170-nucleotide messenger RNA. RefSeq lists its product as uncharacterized. The transcript has 7 exons. The record is from RefSeq and is a predicted model, not a curated record. Bases 787 to 4734 code for a protein of 1315 amino acids. Lineage: Eukaryota; Metazoa; Arthropoda; Insecta; Diptera; Drosophilidae.